GCCCGGUUGUUGCUAGAAACAGAAGAACCGAGUGCUUCUUCAAGACGAGGGGCACCAGUAGCAAGCUGCCCCUGCUUUAGUGGUUUCUCACAAAUACAGAACUACUCUUCACCUAUUAGAGCUCCUCCUUACUACACUAUCAAAUUUUGAAUUCGUUUGCACUUUUGAACUUUUAUUUCCCAUCAUCGAGGUAGUUCGGAAUCGGAUCCCCCCUGAAGUUUUGCCAGAAGAAGUAGCAAACGGUCUUCACAACUUGCCAGGACAGUUCUUCGCUUCUUCUCUCCCGACUCGACACACCGCCGGCCAAGGAUAAAUAACGUCUCCUCCCGAAAGCUUUAGCGUCGAUCAGCAUGGUGGUGCUUUCUGCAUUUUGUCGCGCGGAAACGCCGCAGCUACUACUGGCGCUGGAGUACAACGACGCGCGGGCUAACAUUUGUUGAAGAACAAGGUGCUGCGGGAGACCAACGCACUAGCGCGAAGAAGAUCAUGUUCGUGCAAACACCACCAACUCCGAGUUCCCCGUCGCGGGGGCCGAAGGUGAGUAGACAUGUUAACAGCAACCGCGGCGCAGGCAGUUAUGCUGCGGGGAGUAGUAGUUGCAGCACUUCCACCGCUGGAACAGGAAAAAGCUCCUCAACAGUCGGACGGGGACCACACAACUCCUGGCAGGCUGUACUAGGUAGUAAAGUCACGCGAAGUAGUGCGACGCGUAAUUGUGGACCGUCCGGAUCAGAAAUACUACUUGCCAGUCGGAACAAAAUUAUAUCGAGCUCUUCAACGUCGGCAUCUAAAACCUCAAAAGCGGAGCAGCAGCUUCAGAAGUUCUUUUCUGGCAAUUAUCUGGACACCAGCAGGAGCCCAACGACGGCUAGCGGCAGGGAAAUGUUAAACCGGCACGAAACUGUAGUAGAAGAGCAAGUGUGGAAAACAAAGCGGAAGAGAAAAAGAAAACGGCUGAGAAGUUCCAGCACCACCGGAGAGCACCGGAAACAGGUGCUGUCUUCAAGGAUAGAAGAAACGGAGGAAGCAGACGAGGUGGCUUGUAGUGGAGCAGCAGGUCCGGGAACAAGAGAAACGAUACCACAAAGUUGCCCUGAAAUAGUUUCUACAAUAAAACCCUCCGGAUCUUCCUCAUCACCUGUAGAUGCAACCGUCGAUAAUUUGUUCACAGCACCGACAUUCACCCAGCAUCGCGAAGACGCAGAGAGAAAUCUUUCGCCUGAGCAUGUAGAACAAGAUGGUGUCGAAGGACUUCUUGUGCGAGAAGAUGAAAAAUUUGUUCCUGCUGCCAGUGGUUCUUGUAGUAAAAAGCGUUGUGGUUUUCCUUCUGCCACUGGUCGUGCUACUUCCUCCACAUCUUCCGCAUCGACGACGUCGAGCCCUAGUUCUUCCACAUCCACCUCGCUCCGCCAUGGCAGCAGAACAAAAUACCCGAAGACAGAAAACAAGAGAACGACCUCCAGCAGGACCUGCAAAGGACUUUUAGCUCAUCAAGGUGUGAUAACAGCGUCGAAGAACAAGGCAGCAUCACCAGGCCGCGGGAGCAGCAACACCACAGCGCCCGAAAGCGACACCAGCACGGGGAAAAUACAAAGAAACGAGCCCGGGAGUUGUGCGGAUGAGGAUUCACAGUCAGCAACACAAGGUGUUUCCGGUAAGGACAACAAACCUCUUCGCUGCCUGAAGCGAAUACGGCACCGGCGCACGAAGCAAAUGUGGUGGCUUUUUCUCCUCACGCAGCCCUUUCGCACGGGCACUUUAGCAAACGAGUCGCCGACCAUAGCGAACCUCCGCGGCGGCACGGGCACAGCGUCAAGUUCUUCCUCGGGUGCCAGUCGGGUGAGUAGUGGUGGUACUGGAUCAGAAACAGCAAGUUCCGCAGCUUCUGCUUCGCUCGACGGGGCGGAAGACGGGAUAGAACCGGGAACCGAGGACGAAAAUCAAUCGAAAUACUCCGCCUCUAAUUUCGAGAACAUACACCCUCUGGUCCCAAAACAGCACCGGAACCGGUACAGUAAGAGACAAGGAGGCAGAACGUCCGCCACUACCGGCGGCGAACUAGUGGACGACUUCGGGAACACGGGCGAAUUUCCACCGGGAGCAGGAGACCAGCUGCAGCCGCAAGGGUUUUCGCGGAAGUUCGACUGGUUGAGAAGACGGUUAGUCGUCGUCCCCUCGGGCGGGAUCUACUGGACGGGCAACGCGGGGAUCGCCCGCGAUUCUAUGUCGCUCUACACCUAUCCGACGUCCGCCAGGUUUGCGGAGCUAGAUACCACGGCUUCGGUCACCGCGGGUGAUUUCACGACCACCAAGCACGUGCGGGAAUCCGCGGAGGAAUACAAGGCUCUGCAACUGCGGUUCUCCAAGGCCUCCGCGCACACGUGGCUGUCCGGGCUGCAGAACUCGUUGCGGACGCGUUUUGUCGGAAACACGGUGACGAAAACGACCGCAGAGGGGAGCAACCACUGCCAGGACAACCAGGCAACCGUCCCCGGGUGCUCGGUGAUUAGCAACGCGUGGUGCCAGAACGGGGGAAAGGCGCUGCCCGCGACGAACGCCUUUUCCACUGGUGGAGCUAUCAAAUGCAAAAAUGUCUGGGUCUGGAAGAUUCUGAGAUUUAUUGUCAUGCAUAUUUUGCAUGACCCAGGAUGUCUGUUUCUGUAAUGCACGACCUAGCAUCACAGAUUCUUCGAGGGCUUCCUGAUGCCUACUCCGCAUGACAAAUGCCCUCCCCGCGUAGCAGAGACGAGACCUCUCUUGCUGGUCAUGCAAUACAGAUUUUUUUCGAGUCCAAAGUUAGCAUCACAAGUUCCAACCUUCCAGACCCAGACAUCUUUACAUUUGAUAGGAGCGGACAACGAACAGAACGGGUGGCUGCAGUACGGCACACCCACGUCCGAUUCGACCGCGCUGAAAUUUCUGAUGGGCGGGUUUUUCCGCAUUUGCGUGUCCGGCGACGGGUCGUUUACCACCGGGAACGUGGACGUGUGGCCGGUGGAGGCGGAAAUCUACGGCGUGUACGACCACAACUACGCCGCUGGCACCGUGGACUACUUCGGAACCACGAAAAAGUACUACUGCUACCUGCUAAGGAACCAGCACAACAACCCGACCAACACCUACACCUACCAGUCCACGCACUGCGUGGUCGCGUUCGACGGGGCGAACCAGGGCUGGGUGGGCAUCGGCGAAACGCAGUACAAGGGCAGUUGGGGCCCGUCCUUUGACACGGCCACGCCGACAGCAGCGCAGUUGUGCGGCCAGUCGACCUACGCCACGCAGAUCUGCAUGAACGGCGGGGCGGGCGGGGACUGCAACACGCCCGUGGAAUCCGGGGCGGCCAACCGACUGAAACUCGCGGUGCAGCAAAGGGGGACGGGAAGGUUCCACCUGCCGUCCACGAAGAACACGCUGACCGGAGGCGCGACGGACGGGUCCGGCUUUGUCCCCUUUUCUACCGCGGCUUGUUGGUGUCCCGCAGCGAGUUGCUUAGCUUCCUCGCCGUUGCAGUACUCGCAGAUGCUGGGGACGGUGCACUUCUACACCGCGAAAACCUGUCGCUCGGACGACAAGACCUGCGGCACAGACUACACAGGGACCAUUCCGCAGAAACAUUUCAAAAUCCGCAUCAACUGCCCGGAGGGGGCGUGCGCGAACGCGAAAAACAAUCGAUUCAAAAUCAUCGCGCGCAGCCCGACAGCGGCCUACGACUACCCGAAGUUCGACAGCCGGAACAUUUGCCGCACGAAAAUGCACGGGAGGAAUUUCGCGGGAAGGGAGAUCAUGGCCACCACACCGCUCCCCGUCGGAGUUGUGCUCCCCACCGGGAACACCGGUAUCUGUUCUGGUGUGAUCGAAUGCAACAUGAACGGCACGGUGGAGGUAUCAAAAUGAAAAAUCCCCAUUCCCCAGUUCGAAAGGGAAGUCUGUGAUGCUGUAUUUGCGUACACAAAUCAGCUUUGUCUUGCAGCAGAGCACUGUAGGCAGAUACAAAGCCCGGAAAGGGGUAGCUUGAGUUAGGUACUUAGCAUGGCAGACGUCUGCCCCAUUGGCGCAGCAGCACUACAAAGCGCCUGCGAAACGCGGCGGAGUCUCUGGCUUUGCUCUCUUGCAAGACAGACUCGAUCUGUGGCCACCAAUCAGCAUCACAAAUUUUCAAAAGCACGCCUGUUCGAUAUGGGGAGGGGGGAUUUUUCCUCACAAUAGGAGGGUGCGCCACACACCAUGAAGGAGUUCCCGCCCUACACGCAAACCGACCCGCUUAUGGAACUGUCAGGAUUGAAAUUGACGAGGUUGAAAAAUUUGUGAUGCAUAAAACCGAUACCAGUUGGAGGCCCAAUUUCCAAGCGUCGCAUGACAAAUUUCGACGUCAUCGAAAUCCAGUUUGUCAUGCUGUUUAGCGAAAGAAGGCAUCCUUUGUCACGCCACUUUACCAGCUCUAACUAUCACAAACCCGAAACAGGCUCACAAGAAUCGGUCUCACUUGCCAUCCCUGCAAGAGAGGCACUUCAUGCCUUGCGUUUUAUGCAUCACAGAUUAUUUCAACUUUGUCGAUUUCGAACCUGACACACCCAUAUCGCUGUCCACCAUCGCAUAUACCACGGGCUUCAAGUUCGACGCCGCGGAACACGACUACGAGAGGGUGAAUUUCCACAACUCCGUCGGGUUAGACAUCUGCUACUGCGACGGGCUGUGCACGCAGGACGCGGGCGCGAACUGGUUCAAAGUGGGGCAGAUUCGGUUCACGGGGGUGCGGUUGUUGUCGUCCGUUAGUCCGACCGCGAGCAACGCAAACUUGUUGUCCCUCCAAUACGUGUUAGAGCCUGGGCAGAUUGUGUUCCGAAGGGACGCGGCCGACAACGAGGUGAUGGGGUUGGCGGAGAACGGGGUCGUGAAGAUCAUCGAGCAGAUAUCGUAUUGAAAAACGUCCCCACAGCAUAGUUGUAAUGCAAAUCUGCAUGCUGCAAAUGUUUCUCAUGCGGAUCCCCAUGAGGAACAUUUUCUAGUAGUCGUGUUUUGGAAUUUGCCAUGCUCCAAUCAGCAUGAUAUGUUAGAUCUGUGAUGCUUCUGAGGUAGCUCAAACAGCACUACACUACGAGUCUAAAAAAUUUGUCAUGCAGGACAGCCAAAACUUGUAGAUUUGUCUAGCAGAUUUCCCAUCUUGAACACUCCGGUGUGCGGACAUUUUUACUGAGGAUAGCAGACCGGCGCGCACGGGUCCGAUGCGCAGUGCCAGACGAACAACAACGAGCAUUUGGCGAACCUAGUCGAGCCGGUCGGCGGUCUCUCCGCCGCCAGCGCCUACACAAAUUACCGGGGCAAGGGCGUGAACAGCGAUCGGUUGGCGUUCAACGCGGGGAAUUCGGCGAACAAAAUCACGAUCAAGAAGGCCGGGGUGAUCGGGAUCUGCUACUGCCAGUUCGCGGAUGCGAACAGCAACGGGUGCAUGCACAAGGACUACUGGAUCCUGGCCGCGCGGAUGACCAUCAAGGGGCCGACCGCCGGGCACAAUUGGAGUUUCUCGACGCAAGUGGUCUUCAAAUUGGAGUAUUUUGGCUUCGGGUUAUCGAGCGAUAACAAAUUAAGGAUAAUCUCCGGCGACGGCAAGUGCAGCGACAACAACCGAAAUCCAGAUAAGGGCUCCUACCCCUUCACCUAUUUGCAGGUCGAUGCGCCCGAAUUCGCGACAAAUGUUGGGUCGAUCACAGACACGGUUAAUGGCGAUCUGAAAACCUUGAUCACAACCUCUUCCACCUUCAACUGCGACGACAAGUUCGAAAAUUGCAAGCGAAACGACAUACGGUCGGUCACUGCGAUUUCCGAUACCGAAACGGAGGUGGAGUUUGAGCUCGACCCGGAAUUCGCGCAAGACGGGUCGGACGUGAUUACCCUAGGGGAUAACAUCAUCUGCCAUCCGAAUUCGUACCAAUGCAGUAAUGAGAAGCUGAUGGAAUUGAAGGGCGUGUUCACUUACAGUGACGCCGGGGCCAACAACGCGGCCGCGACCGACAGUUACAUGGUGGGGCACAAAAUCAAACCGACCACGGACCCGCUGAAGUGGCGUAUACAGUACGGGUGGAAGGCGGAUUGCUACUCCACAGGAAAUCCCCCGCCGCCCAACGCGUGUGCCGCGGGAGAGAACGGGCGGCCGUUGUUCCAGGUGCAAUUCGCGUCCAUCACGGCGGGUUCGAGCCCCGUAUACGGGCAGUGGGCCCGGCGAAAUCGGGCGAUGACCAAGUGGGAAAUCAAGGGAGUCCGGGACCGAACGAAUUUGCGGGUGUGCUUUCACUACGGAGGGACCGACCCGAAUCGGUUUGUAGAAGAGGUACUGGCCGCAGGUUGUAGAAGUUAUGUAAGUACUAUGAACAUUGGGGUCGUUCGUUUUCUUGAAGCUGUUUUGUUGUCAUGCGAAACAGAGCAUGGUGGGUACAAUUUCUCAUGCUGGCAAACGAAUCAUGGUUCUUUGACUUUAUCGAACUUUUCAUCAACCACCCUUUAUCAGGUCGGUUUCCUUACCCUGGUCGGCGCCAACCCGAUGCAAGACGUGCGGCUGUCCCUCACGUCCACCCUGCUCGACGCCAAAGCUCCGGUGGUGAUUUCCUUUAAGACCGCUUCUGCGACCACCGGCGCGCGGUACAGUCAGGUCGUGGGCGAGACGCAGCUGAAAUUUGUGUUGCAAGACACCAGCACGUUCGAGAUCUAUUACAGCGACGACAUCGCCUCGAGUAUCGAGGCAAAUGUAUCGCAAGAAGAAAGUGUUACAGUUACACAUUGUGUUGCAGGCCAAGCAAGACAGACAAGCUCUGUCAUGCCGGGUAUGCACAGGAGCCUCGUUUCCUAGGUGUUUUCCCGUAGGAUUUCUGCAUUACAAGUUUUCUCUCUCAUGCAGAGAAAUUUGUGUUGCUGAAUUCACUACAAAUGUGUAACUGUAACACUUUUUUCGUGGGAUAAAAUGCGUCCGAGGACGACUACGAGGAGGCGAGGCAGUACAUCUGCGGGCGAUUAUUCCGGGAGAUGUGGAGCGACGACCUGGACUACGGGUUCCCGCUGCCCAAGGGGUGCUACUACAAGAAAUACGGGUUCACGCGGGAGAUUUUCGUCGUUUUUGAAGCAAAGAACGGUUUGCGACCCGGAUACAACUACCAGGUGGUGAUGCAUGGAUCCGUUCACGGCGCUGCCACCGCGGGAGGGAAAUAUCUGGAGGUGUUCACGAUGGACGACCGGGGGAUUAACCCGUACUUGGCUAUCGAGCGGGGAGAGGCUGCUUUGUCGAAGACGCCGGAGCGAAUUUCCACUUCCGUCACCAGUCCGCGGUGGCUCAACCCGGGCGGGGUGCGGAUUCUCGAGGACUACCCGGGACAGUCGAAGGACAACGUUGUCACGUUGGUGUCCGGUGACGCACUGCGAAUGGAACUGGCGGGCGACCCGACUUACCAGAUCAAGCAGGGCGCGAUUAUCCGGCUGUAUCUCCAACCUCUAACGACCUGGAACAUCGGCUCCACCUGUCUCGCCACCGCCAUCCCCUACGACGCGGUGGCGCACCAGGGAGGCCCGGCGCAGAACUGCCAGGGCGUGCCGACGGUUCUGAACAGCUACAACAACGUCGUGAAGAUCACCAUGCCGGCGAUCAUGACCACGAUUCAGGGGUCGGUGAAGAUGCAGUUGCGGGUGCAGCACCUGACCAUGCCGAAGAACGGGUUUUUCUCCACGAGAUUAGGCGCUCAGGUCACGGACGAGUUGGAUACGAGGCCGUCGUACAUUCUCUCCGGAAACAACAACUACCUGUACAAGGAGCCGGACGCGGGCACCACCAUCGCGAAGAUCGUGACCAGCUUCGGCGACGGGAAUUCCCGCCCGUUUAAGGCGCAAACCUCGAACAUCCUCUACGUGCGGCUGCAGUUUGCGGCGACCUUGUUCGCCGCCAAUUUGAACCAGGACGCCGGGUUCGAUGUGCGACUCCCCCCGGGGUAUAACUGCACCAUUCCGGACCAAAUGGGCAUUCUCGCGACCGCGUACAACCCCUGGGCGGCGGAGUCGACGUUAAAUCUCUAUGCGCACACCGCGCCGCAGGGCCGGGGCGCGCCGACCACCAGUGAGUACGUGGCGGGCGUCACCUCGCACGGCUGGAGCGUGUUCGCGAGCGACCCGCGGUUGUGUCGGUUUCGGUUGAGGCAGUACGGCUUAAUUCCCUCCGGGUCCGCGAUCAUUGUGAAAUUCACGGUGAAUAACCCCGCGACGGCCCUCGCGCAGGACAACAAACUGAACGAGUGGACGGUGUCGCAAAUGUCCAAAGGGUAUUUCAGCCUGCCCAUGACAACGAGUCCGGUCAUCUUCAAAGCGACCAUUGAGGCAAAUUACAGCAGCAACGUCGCGGUUUUGGGGUAUUUGAGAGACACCAUCCUCCACCCGUCGGACUUUAUGGGCGCGCAGUUGUCGAACCGGGUGGUGCGGCCGCAGUUAUUCGUGUUUCUGAAAACAGAAUCCCCGGUCGGGCUGGAGGGCAUGAUCGUGUUGCAAGCGCCGAUGGAUAACGUGGUCAACGUAUUCUGUGGAAAAACGUCCUCACCCCAUAGCCAAGUUGGUAAAUCUGCAACACAAAUCUCCAAGUUUUGGGAGUUUUGCAUGACAAUUUUCCAUCUGCAGCGUCGUGCUGUUUAGCAAGGGCAGUCGCAUGAGAAAGCCAGCCUCUCAUCCUGUUAAUACAGCAUUACAAAGUCCCACACACGAUGAUUGGAAAUGCCUUUCAUGCAGAUCCGCAUUACAAAUGUUCCUGUCAUUGCACAUUUGCAUGACAUUAACUCUGGGGUGGGGACGUUUUUACACAGGAUACAACGAAAUGCAGUCGAUUCGGUUCCAAUACGACUACCCGAACUGCCACGCCAGCGAUCUAUCACGAGAAAAAAGUGUUACAGUUACACAUUGUGUUGCAGGCCCAGCAUGACAGACAACCUCUGUCAUGCCAGAAAGGCUUUUGGGCCUCGUGUCAACAUACCUGUUUUCCCUUAUGAUCUGUGCGUUGCAAGUUUUCUCUCUCAUGCGGAGAAAAUUUGUGUUGCUGAAUUAAGAGCAAAUGUGUAACUGUAACACUUUUUUCGUGGGAUACGAUCUGCCGAUGGAGUACUACGCCUUUCGACCGGGGGAAUUGACCCACCGUUUACCAAACGGGGUGAAGCAGUGCAUCUACGAGCGAACCCCCAGGAACCGGGCGAAGGUGCAGGUGAGCGGGAUCAUCGACGCAAAUAAGAAGUUCGGGUUCGCCUUGCGUAUCAAAUGCAAAAAUGUCUGGGUCUGGAAGAUUGCGAGAUUUGUCAUGCUUGUCUGGCAUGACCAAAAAGUUUGUGAUGCGUGUCCAAGAAGAGACCCUUUUGCCUGUCAUGCAAAAACACAGCUUGUCAUGCGAAAAACGCAACACAAAGAAGCGCAGAUAUUUCCCAUGCUUGGCUGUGCAUUACAGGGCAUUCAUUAUUCCCAACGCAGCAUUACAAGUUUCCAGACCCAGACAUUUUUGCAAUCCAUAUUGCGGUCGAUCAACCCGUACGUCUUCGACGUGACACAGUUGGUCAACUGGAAGAUGUAUCAAAUGCAAACAUGUCUGGGUCUGGAAGGAUGAAAGGUUUGUCGUGCACAUUUUGCAUGACUCCUGACGUCUGUGAUGCAUGCCCUAGCAUCACAGAUUUUGUGAGGUCUCCCUGAUGCCUAAACCGCAUGAGAAAUGCCCUUUCGCCGUGGCAAAAACUUGACCUGUUUUACUGUUCAUGCAAUACAGAUGUUCGUAGUGUCCAAAUGCAGCAUCACAAGUUACAUCCUUUCGGACCCAGACAUAUUUGCAAUGCAUAAGAUGUUUACGCAGGAUUCGCAAUCCCGGGACGUCGACGGCAGUUUCGACGGGGUCUUCGAUUCGGGGCAGGGCACCAUCGCGCUAACGGAGGGCAUUGGAACGACGAACUACACGGAUUUGAGCGGCAGAUCUUUUGGUCUGUACAACUACGAUUUAAACACGCCGCAGGAAAUUCGGUGCGACCUAUGCAUUGCAAAAGUAUCGUAUUAGUACAAACUGCACUACAAAUUUUAUCAGAAAGAAAAAUGGAAUUUGUAAUGCUAAAAAUUCAGGUAUUAAAAUAAAAGGUAGGUUUGUCAUGCAAAAUUGCAAUUAGUACGAGUGCGAUACUUUUGUACAGGAUACGACCUGUCGAUCAAUGACAUGCGACCAUUCGCCCUGUCCAACGUGUACUCGGAUCUGACGUUUUUCGUGCGAAACUUGCCCAUGACUCUGACCAACGUGAAACUCCGGAUUAUCGCGCCCUUUGGCUACCUAUGCAUUGCAAAUGUGUCUGAAUCUGGAAGAAUGCAAUCUUGGGAUGCGCAUUUCACAACACGGAAAAAUUUCUCAUGCAUAGGCAGCCAAAGCUGCCCACUUUCUGUCGCCAAAAUCGAGCGGCAUUUGUCAUGCGGAUUCGGCAUUGCGGAAGCUUCUCGGAUAAAUCUGUGAUGCUAGAACUUCCAUGCCAGACCUUCUGUGUCAUGCAGAAGCAGCAUGAGUCUUCCAGACCCAGACAUAUUUGCAUUCAAUACUACGAGUGGAAGCCGGGAACUAAGUGGGCCUACCGGAAUUCCGGGCCGUCCGCAACGCUUUACAGCACCAGUGCGUCCGCCGACUUUCCGCACACCAACGCGCCGACCGUGGGGCCGUUACACGUGUUGAAUUUCGCGAACCCAACGACCUACGACUUCUCCACCGCUAACAAACAUUACGGCUUCAAAGUGCCGGUACAAGUGCCGAAUUACGCACCGCACGGGUCCAUGGCAAAUUUCACGGUCGAAUUUGGUUACGAUGGCACCACCCUCGCCACCAGGCCGUUUGGCGGGGUCAUUCCGGCCCCGAAAAUUAGGGCGUUGACGUCUGCGUCGGUGGGGUACAGUACCAACGUCGCGAACCGGGAGAACAGGUUAUCGUUCACGAUCGGGACGGUCACGCAACUACCGCAAAACGGGGGGCUCGUGUUGAUCUCUCCAACGGGGUAUUUGUACGAAAAGGCGAACUGCGGGCUGGAAAACCUUCGGCCGUUACCGGAGGGGACGGUGGACCUUCCGGCGGGGACGACGUGCUCCGUAUGGUCGCCGCCGAGAGAACUGCUGGAAGAAGAUGAUUCGGUCGACGGAGCUGUUCCGACGAGAUUGCUGACAACCGCGACUCGACCCGAACUGCGGAUCACUUCGGCCCAGGGGGUGCUCUAUGAAAUGCAAAAGCAUCGCACUAGUAGAAAUCGCAUGACAAAUUCCCUCAGCAUGAAAAAUGAAAUUUGUAAUGCGGAUUGAGGUUAAGAAGGAGAUUUGUAAUGCAUGAUUGGGAUUCCUACGAGUACUUUAACUUUUGCACAGGAUAUGCUACCGCCGGCGACGUAUGGGUUUGUGCUCAUCGCAAAGAACCCAACGCUGGCGGUCUCGCAGGCGGCAAGCGUGUCGAGCAGUUGCGGAUAUACCAUGUGCUGGGAUUUCAGUACGGCGUCCGACACAACGGUAUUUUUGUGGUGUUUUGCUUUGCAAAGUGCAUGACGAAUCUAGUUUCUGUUGCUGUCUCUGCUUCACAGAAAACUGUACAAGACAAAGCCACGCAAUAAAAAAACACACAUGAUCCUACAGGUUGCCACCUCGCUCGCGUCCGCCGCGUCUUCGUAUCAAAUGUAAAAGUGUCUGGGUCUGGAAGAAUGCAUGUUUGUCAUGCUUGUCUGGCAUGACUCUUAAAUCUGUCAUGCACAUUACCCAAGAGACAAAUUUAUCUGUCAUGCAGAAACGCAGUUUGUCAUGCAGAAUAGGCAACACCUAAAAGCUCAGAAAUUUGUCAUGCUGAGCCAGCAUUUGUGGCCUCCUCAUGCUACGCCAUUCAGCAUCACAAGUUUCCAGACCCAGACAUUUUUACAUUUGAUACUUCGCAAGAUAGACCGAUCGCGGCCACUAGUUUUCCGGUGAAUGAGAGAAUGAUGGAGGCGAGGCUGCUGCUUCUCGAUCAACCUAGUGACGAGCCGGUGCGGCUCGCGACCGGGCGCGACGACCGGCCUCUGCGACCGAACAGUUUGAUUUUCUCUUUCAAACUCAAUAAGGACGCGAAGCCGCAGACCAACCCCGUGGUCUCUACCUACGACAUGAGCAUUCGCGCCCCCGAGGGGUUUUUGUUCUACGAGGACUGUUUGUCAGUCUUGGAGGUCCGGCCCACAACGGUGUUCGGCGGCCAGCCCAUGCCGGCGGACUACACCGUGUGGUCGACCGAUAUCGAGAUCACCUACUGUCUAUGACCUGCAAAACUGUCUGCGUCUGGAAACUUGUGAUGCUGGGUGGCGAUGAUUGAGCAUACCCCUGAAAGGGUCGACCAAGCAUGACAAAUGUUUCGGACACUUUCUCAUGCGUAGUGCGCAUGAGAAGCUGCGCUUUUGCAUGACAAAAGAAGGCUCCUUUAUUUCCUGGUCACGCAAUACAGAUUUUACACGAAAAAUCUAAGACACGCAACACAGGUUCCUUUCUUCCAGACCCAGACAAAUUUGCAAUCCAUACUGUCGGGGCUCCAAAAACACCGCGGUGUUUACCGUCCAGCCAAAGGACAAGGUGUAUCUGGAAGCGGCCCGGCUGUACGCGUUCCGCAUCGGGAUAAAGUCGAACCCGGAGUUCACUCCAGCCGAGAACAACUACGCUUUGGAAUUCAACGGCGAGUCUUCGGUAAACGAGCUGAUGCCGGGUUUUGUGCUCUGGACGUUCACAGAGACGAACGUGGAAACGAGGUACUACUACGAGGAUGUUUGUUAUGCUGGUGUGUAGAUUGACAGUUUGUUCGCCCUUUGUUUUUUCUUGCACAAUUGCAUGAACAUUGUUGGUUCACAUUCAUGCUUAAAGUAGCAUGACAAGUUCGAGACGCGAUGUGAAGAAAACAAAGUAACACCUCAGGUCCACGGCCCGGUCGCCCGCCAACGAAAUUCGGCAUAUUCCGGUGAAAUUCGACUUGAAGCCCCGGAAUACCAUCUCCCCCGAUCUGCCCACGCCGAAUUCCGGGGGUGUUUUGAAGUUGAUUGCCCCACAAGACUUCAAGUUUUCGCAAACCAACGGGAUCUGCAUAUCAAAGCGAAAUCCGCCACUCCAGAGUCAGGAUGGGGAUUUUGCAACACAAACCUAGAAGCUUUGGGGGUCACGCAUGCCAGAUUUCAGUUCGUACUGUAGUGCAGAUUAGCGUGGGCAGCCGCAUUACAAAUCCAUCUGCUUAUCCUGUUUACAGCAUUACAAAUUUCAAAACACGACUGGAAAUGCCUAUCAUGGGUACGCGCAUCACAAAUAUUCCUGUCAUUGGACAUCAGCAUGACAAGAACUCUGGGGUGGGGGUAUUUUUCCUUACGAUACUGCAACCGAAUCAGCAUUUACGCUGGGCCGCAUGUGAUCACCGUGGAUAAGGAGGAUGUCCAGCUGGCAGAGGAAUUUUGGUCGGCCAACGACAUCCGGUGCCGAGUGCAAGCCGCGGUUCCGGCAACGGACGAUGGGCAAAUUGGGCCGGAUCGGGUCUUGUUAUUGUACCUGAACAGUGACAAGGCCUUCAUGGCGCACCGGAAAUACAGGGUACGGAAAUGAAUGUACUGUUUUUUUUCUUCAAAAGAGCUCUUCGCACGACGAGUUUUUGACACUUUACUUGUGAUGUGGUCAUGAUGAAAAAGAAAAUUACAGCACUCGCUAUCGCUAUCAUCUUCGCAUUUUUGGAGGACAAAGUCUCGCUGCAGAUCGAUUCUGAGAUUUAACUUACGCAAUAGCAGAAUGAAAUUACUCCAUCACCAAAUACUCUCAGCUGCAACUGGACGUGCAAAACCCCUUGCUCGCAUUGGAGGAGUUUCUUUACAAGUUUUUCGUCGUGUCCUACUCCUACGAGGACAUGCGCGCGGGCUCGGAAUUAGACGAGAUGAGAAUACCGGCGUACGAGGUGAACCACGUGAUGAAGCGGUUUUUCCUGCGAUAUCGGAAACAAAAAUCCCCGCUCCCCGUAUCAAAACGGAAUUUCUGAUGCUGGAUUUGUGUACACGAAUCAGCUUUGUAUUGCAGAGAGGCACUGCGGCCAGAUCCCCAGGCUAGGUAGGGGCGUAUGGGUCUAGUUGUUCAGCACGGCAAACGACUCCCCUUUCGGCCCAAUAGCAUGACAAACCGCCUCCAUAAUAGGGCGGAAGCUUCUGCCCUUGUCUUCUUGCAAAACAAAUGCGAUUUGUUACCUCAAUUCAGCAAUGCAAAUUUUCGGAAGCAUACCUUUUCAAUAUGGGGAGGGGGGAUUUUUCCUUACGAUAUGCGAAACGAAAACGCCCAGUUUCAGCCGAUCCGGAACUAUCAACUGCAAAUAUUAGUCUGGGUCUGGAAGAAUGCCAGACUUGUCAUGCAGGUUUUCCAUGACCCAUGAGGUCUGGUAUGUAGGACAUAGCAUGACAGAUUCUGUGAUACAUAGUUCUAUCUAUGAUGCCUAUUCUGCAUGAGAACAAACUGCAUCUCGAUUAGGUCACAAGUGGACACCAGCUUUUGGUAAUCACGCAGCACAGAUUUUUAAGUACAUGAUUCAGAUUUAGCAUGACAAGUUCCAACCUUCCAGACCCAGACAUAUUUGCAAUGCAUAGGAACGGUAUGACCGCGAUUCCGAACCUGUUUGUCCACUUCGAAAGCCCAGUGAGGAUGGACCCCGGACACCAGGUGGUCUAUAUCGCGCCCACAACCUUUCAAUUGACCAAACAGCUGAUCGGAAGUACAGGAUGAUGAUUUUUUUUGCCGUUGGUUCUUUAACAAGCUGGUUGUGUUUCGACGAUUCCUGUUUGUAGACAACAUGACAAUUGCUAUGUUUGUUCGCAUGAGAAGUUGUGAAAAAAAGUUUCGCAUGCGUCGAAGAAUUGAUGAAGAACCUGAACAAAAUUCUAUAUCAGGCACGGCAGUGCACAACACAGAGUGCAACGAGUUCAAAUUUGACCCGGUCGAUAUCGCAAGAAAAAGCUGUUUCACUGUAAACUUGUAAUGCGCAAAAUGGAACACAGAAGCAUUUGCACAAAGUGGAAAGAAGCUUGCAUGGCAAAUUUUCUCUGUCAUGCGGAACAAGCUUGUAAUGCAAAAGUUGCAAAAUGCUUACAGUGAAACACUUUCUUCCUGUGAUAGUCGAUGCGCUCUACCUCGGCCCCCAAUCGACGGUGUUUUGCUACAAAAAUCUGAUCGUGAUGGAUGUGGUUAGUUUCACCGUGCCCAAGGACACCGCCGUGAAAUUCCGAAUUAACACGGUAAACCCCCCGGCGACUCCCGAGCUGUUCGAUAACUUUUGGCGCGUGUACCAUUACAAAAAAACCGUCUACGACAAUAUGACCUGCUCAAACGUGACAAUCUCAAACGUUACAAUAGAAUCUGGAUUUUGUCUUGCAUGAAAAGCAUGAGGAACGUAUGUAGGUUUGCGCCUUUCGCAAUACAAAUUUCGCCGGAUAUCAAUUGGGUUUCGGGCUCCGAAACUUGUCAUGCGCAAACCUAUGGGUUGUACGGUAGUGCAUGCACUUCCUGCAUCACAGAUUUCCACAUUCUACUGUAACGUUUGAGAUUGUAACAGCUGGGAGCGUUAUAGACAGCACCGCGGCCAAAACUUCGGCCACGGUCGCCGAGUCGUUGCUGCAGCUGGACCCGCUUCUGCUGACCAAAGACACUGCCGGGAGCCCGCAGCUGAUGGCCAGCGACAUUUGGGAGUCUUGGCAGAUUUUGCCGCAAUUAAUGGGCGUGCAGAUCCGGCUCGGCCUGCUGCCAAACGCCAACCGGGCCGCGGGGUCCAGGUCUGACAUCGAAUUUCGGUUUGUGUCGGUCAGCGUGGCAAACGAGGUUCGACUAACCGCGGACUCCCCGGCGGGAUUCGAUUUCACGCUGGCAAAACUCGUCACCGGGCAGGAGAUCAAAACCGUGGAUGGUAAUCAUGCAUUACAAAUCCUUUUGUUAAGGUAAAUCCGCAUUACAAAUUUUAUUUCUCAUGCUGAGGAAAUGCAUUUAUACGAAGUUCAGAAGAAACCACAAACACCAAGGUGCUACGAUCUCCAUCCGGGCAAACAUAAAUCCGGCGGUAAUUUCGACGACGGUCAUUCACUUACAGGAGGUGAAACUUGGAGCCAUUGGGUCGCCAACGAUCUUCUCCAUCACGACGUAUAGUUUUGAUUUGAUAAUUUUUUUUUUUUGUAAUGCAGGGGCACCUAUCACCUGUAAAGUUUGUCAUGCGCCGUCGUGCAUACCACAUGUAAGUGAAAAAUAUUAUCACAGGCUUCUGAACGGGGUGACGAAAGACGAAAAGCUCGGUUUUCAGUAUGGGUUUUCCCAGCCCGGAAAGAUCUCCUCUUUCCGCAUAUCCAAGAAAAAAACUGUGUUAGUGUAACUUUCUUUGGUUGGCAGCAUUACAAAUUUGCUCCACAUGACAGAGAAAACCUGUCAUGCGUGGCUUGUAAGGGAAAAGACACAUGAAAAGAGGGCUGCAUGGUUGUCUGGCAUGACAAGUGUAAGUCUGUUGCAUUUUCUGCAUUACAGAGUUACACUUCCACAGUUUUUUUCUUGCAUACCGCACGCCCCGCCUGUACUCCGGGUUUUCCAUGCACCCAGUGCAGUACCCGAUCAAGGAAAAGCUGCCCAUGCGGAUCGACAGCCCGGCCUAUGCGGAUUUCUUCAUCAUGCUGUCCACGGACGCCCCCGCGGGGUCCUACUUCACCGUAUCCGGACCGCCGUAUCAAAUCAUGAAGUAUCCUGAGUAAAAAUGUUGCCACCCCACAGUCAAGAUUGGAAAUCUGCUAGACAAAUCAACAAGCUUUGGCUGUUGCGCAUGACAGCUUUGGCCUUGUAGUGUAAUCCUGUUGAGCUAGUUCAGUAGCGUCACAGAUCCGGCUUGUAGUGCUGACUCGGGCAUGACAAAUCUCAAGUCGCCACUAGAAAACGCCUCUCGUGUGUCUCUGCAUGAGAAACAUUUUAAGCAUGCAGAUCUGCAUUACAGCUCUGGGGUUGGGACGUUUUUACACAGGAUAUGAACCAAAAUUUCGCGAUCCACGAGUACGAUGCCGAGCACCUGAUGAUCGAUAGCAUGUUCAAGAAAGUCGGCACGGCCGUGUCGUUCUCGGUGAUUUCCUACGGCGGGGGCCAGAUCGACGUGCAGUUGCAGGAGACCCUGAAAAAGGAGACGCACUACGUGAUCACGGUGUUCAUGCAAACCCCCACCAUGUAUGCGUUGCAAAUAUGUCUGGGUCUGGAAAGAAUGGGAUUUGUGAUGCUAACUGUCGACGAUAGAGAAACCUGUAUUGCGUAAGUAGCAAGAGAUCCUUUAAAUUUUUGCCAAGCGGAGAGGGCAUUUCUCAUGCAGAAUAGGCAUCAGCAAGGCUUUGCGAGAACUGUGUGUGAUGCUACAGCAUGCAUCACAGGCAUCGCGGGUCAUGUACAAUUGUGCAUGACAGACUCCCCGAAUCUUCCCGACCCAGACAUAUUUGCAAUCCAUACCAUGCCCGGAGAAACCUGGCGAAUCGAGACCAGGUCGUGGAAGAGCACGCUGGCUCCGGAGUGCCAGCCGCAGCAACUGGACCCCUCGAUCGCCGUGUUGACGGAAAUCCAGUGCCUCCCGUCCAACACGAACGACGGGGACCAGGGCGGGUUCCACCUGGUCGGCAAAAUCGCCGUCACGGCGUCCGCGCCCGGUGGGAGCCCGCCCUUGGCGAAGCUGACCACCCUAUCCCGUGUAAAAACGUCCCCACCCCAGAGUCAAGAUGGGGAUUUUGCAACACAAACCUAGAACUUUUGGGGGUCACGCAUGACAAGUUGCGGGCUGUACUGUAGUGCAGCAUAGCAAGGGAAUUCGCAUAGCAAAUCCGUCUCUUUAUCCUGUUUACAGCAUUACAAGUUUCAAAACACGAUGGGGAGUGCCUCUCAUGGGGAUGCGCAUUGCAAAUGCUCUUGUGCUUGCAAAUUUGCAUGACAACUCUGGGGUGGGGAUGUUUUUGCGUAGGAUACACCCGCGUGCGCAUCAACCCCGCAGCCGCGACCCCGAACCGGUUGCGCAUCGUAUGGAUUGCAAAAAUAUCUAGGUCUGGAAGGAGGCAGGGUUUGUCAUGCUUGUCUGGCAUGACUGAGGGGCUUGUGAUGCGCGGCUAAGAAGAGAUCCUUUUGCUUGUCAUGCAAAAACGCAGUCUGUCAUGCGGAAACCGCAACACUCAGGCACGAAAGUACUUCUCAUGCUAGGCUGUGCAUUGCAGAGCAGUCACUAUUUCCCACUCAGCAUUACAAGUUUCCAGACCCAGACAUAUUUGCAAUCCAUACAUCGUGGCGCCGAGCAACUUCAACUUUACUGAGGGAAACUCGCUGCUGACUUCGAGUCUCGACGUGCUGGAGUGUCGGCAGGGGCCACCCAUGGCGAGCCGAAACACGGCGCUCUGCACCUGCCGGCCCGACGGGCUGCAGUCCGAAGUGUCCAUAGACCUACUGAUGGUGCCGCCCAGGAUAUCCUAUGUAAAAACGUCCCCACACCAUAGUCAAGAUGGGAAAUCUGCUAGACAAAUCACACAGCUUUCGUUGUUUGGCAUGACAAGCUUGUCCUCGUAGUGUAAUCCUAUUGCGCUAGCUCAGAAGCAUGACAGAUCUAGCACAUCGUGCUGAUUCUAGCAUCACAAAUUCCAAAGCACGAAUGGAAAAUACUUCUCAUAGGGCUCCGCAUGAGAAACUUUUUUGGCAUGCAGAAUUGCAUGACAACUCUGGUGUGGGGACGUUUUUACUCAGGAUACAGGAAAACGCCCGUGCCCACGGCCUGGUUUGUGAUCGGGGAGGAUUCCGUAUCCAACGAAAAAACUGUUUCACUGUGAGCCUGUGAUGCAUGGAAUGGAGCACAAAACUAUUUGUUUUGCUACACAUGCAAGACAUUUGAUUUAUUUUAAGGGCGUUUUCCCUUGGGAAGUGCGCAUGACAGAUUUUCUGUGCCAUGUGUAACAAGCUUGUGAUGCAGAUCUUGCAAAAUCAUCACAGUGAUGAAAUAGUUUUUUCCUGCGAUAUUCCGUAUCCAACGCCAUCGUCGCGUGGGGCGAGGACCCCAUCGGGUACCCGAUACAGCAAAUGGCCGAGACCACAGUUUUGUACACCGCGGUGCCGUAUGCAAUGCAAAAGCCUCGUACUAGUAUAGAUUGCAUUACAAAUUGGCUUAGCAUUACAAAUUGAAUUUGUAAUGCGGAUUUGUAAUGCGGAUUUGCCUUAAGAAAAAGAUUUGUAAUGCAUAAACGCAAUUAGUACGAGUACGAUACUUUUGCACAGGAUAUGCCGGGGGUCGAGUCCGAGAUUACCAUAGGCUUCAAAUCCUCCAUCACCCUCGAGGGCGGGGGAACGAUUCUGGUGCUAGUCCCCGAGGCGUUCGAGGUGAACUGCGAGGACGGAAAUCUGAAGCCGAUUUCUCUAUGAGAGUGCACAACUCCCUCUGCCCCUCAUUUGUCAUGCAAAAUACCAAAUCCUGGCUCUGCCUCUUGGCACUGUUUGCAUGACAAGUUCUGGUUGUAGCCCUAAUAUCGCUACAAUCGCAAUAUAGUGCAAAUUUGUCAUGCAAAACCGGCAUUCUUUCUGAUGCUUGUAUUGCCGUUCCUGCAGCUAUACAAAUGAGGGCGAGGGGGAGUAGUUGUGCACUGUCAUACUCUCUCAUCGGCGACGUGAAGUGUGAGCAGGGGGGCAACAACCAGGUGCGGUUGAAACUGUCGUCUACUUUACCCGCUGCACAGUACGCGUUUUCGAUGCGAACCAUGGUGCCGCAGACCACACCCGUGAACAACCGGUUCUCUCUAUGGAUUGCAAAUAUGUCUGGGUCUGGAAGGAUGCCAACUUGUGAUGCUGCCUUUGGAUUCUACACAGAAUUCGUAUUGCAUGAACUGCAAUUUGUAGAGGGAUCAAGUUUUUGCUACGCGGAGAGGGCAUUUCUCAUGCGGCAUGAACAUCAGGAAGCCCUUGAAAAAUCUGCGAUGCUAGGGCAUGCAUCACAGACGCCAGGGGUUAUGCAAACUGCGCAUGACAAACAUCUGCAUUCAUCCAGACCCAGACAUAUUUGCAUUCCAUACUCUGUGUUGCUCUACGACUUGCAGAAAGAAGUGCGGGAUGCCGCAAUGGACCGAGAAGGCCUGAAAAUGCUUAGCGGGAUCGACAUUCGCUGUACAGAAGUCUUCGUUUGUUUGAAUGAUUUUUAGAACAUGAUGAUGAUGACGAUGAUGAGAAUGUUAGUUUGUCGCUCUUUCCUCACUGGACAAAAGUCACGAGAGGUGUCCAACUUCGUCGUGCCUAGGAUCGCAAAAAUAAAAAUUCAUUUUCAGUCUCCGACCUGAGCUGGAACCGAGCAGACGCCAACAAGAAGUCGGACAUGACCGUAGCGUUCACCGUGUACGAAUCAACAACCUCCUUUGGCUAUCAAGUGCAAAGUACUUGUCUGGUUCCUUUGGAAGAGUGCAAGAUUUGUCAUACAUCUCACGCACCACAUGAGAAAUUCGGCUUCUUGCUUAGCAAGAAGAGCCUAAGCAUGCAACACGGAAAAGCCUGUGGUCGAGACUCCGCAUGACAAGCUGCAUCGCUCCUGAGGACCCAGACUAUCUUUUUGCAAUGUAUAUCCGCGACCGGUCGCUGCGAGACCUCGGUGAGGUGUUGAUCAAUUUUAUCCACAGGAGAAAAUUUUCCGUACAGGUGCACAUGCGGUCUCUGCAUGACAAAACUGAGCUUCGAUUCUGGUUUAGCCUGACAAAGUGGCUGCACACGACUCCUACGUGGUGAAAUUUGUGAUGCUUCUUGUACAUUAUGUACGGGAAAUUUGUAUUGCAUAAAUUUUCCCGAGGGAUUUUUCCACACCAUCGUCAGCUUUUCCGAGGUAAAAACCGCACUGAACGGACAGCCGGGCGGUAUGCCCUUGGUCAUGGAUGAGGACGAUGUGCCCAGAUGGCUGGAUUCCACACAGCAGGACCGGCUCAGGAUUUCGCUGAUGACGGGACCAGACGUGGAUCCCUCCGGGCUGCAGCUAUGCCAUGCAAAUAUAUAAUAUUCGAUCUGGGUCUGGAAUAAAGAAGCAAACCCAGCAGACUUUUGUUGAUGCGUACUGUUCACAUAGAGAAGAAUUUCGCAUGCAUCAUGAACAGGAAGAAAAGCUGAUGCCGAUUUUUUGUCACUGAAAAAGGUACUAGCUGAGGCAUGGAAGAGUCAUCUCCAUAAAGCCUGUCAUGCUACUUCUAGGGCUUGCAUGUCCAACAUGUCGGAGACCUUCUUGGUCACGCGAAAACAGCAUGAUGCAUGGUACAACUUAUUUCAGAUCUACACUGUGGUCUGAUGAUCCAGACCUAGGCAACAUAUUUGCAGGGGAUAGCAGCAACAGGGAACCUAUUCCUUCUCUUUCCAGGCCGUGGUUCCAGCACAGAUACCGCCCUACAACGUAAAAAUAUAUUGAAAAGUCGUUUUUUUUUUCUUCCAUUUGCAUUCAUUGCAUUCAGCCAGGCCUCUAGCACUGCCACUAGAGACAGUCUCAGUUUGUCUUCAGAUGCUGUGCGUGUUGUCGUGUGCUGCUCAUAACUUUUCCGAAUCCGGUUUGUCCGUGUUGUGGGUGGUGUUCCACAAUAACGUUGUUGUGGAAACUAAGUAUGCACUUGCGAAAAUUGAUCUCUGCAUUUUAUCUGCACCGCGACAUUAAUGUUAAAUUAUCGAAAUUCAAAUUCUUGCCCAGGUGUGGACGGUGUCUUUGUGCGAAGGUAGCGGGGGCUGCAUCAGUGCGUUCGAUUCCAGCGUGAAGUUAGCCUUUCCAGUUCCGGGGUUUGUGCACGGGCAGUUGGCCGUAUGACAAUGCACAACUCGUCUCCCUCGUUCUCAUUUGUCAUGCAAAACACAACUGCCACACUUUCCCUCCUGUGACUACUAUGCAUCGCUACAAUCCUGGGUGAAUUUGCCAUGCAAAACCUGCAUUCGUGCCGACACUUAAAUUGCUGUUCAUGCCAUACAAAUGAGGGGGAGGGGGAGUUGUGCACUCCCAUAGGCCGCCAAUGCGGGCGACGCACCCGCGGCCAGCGGUGCUUCCAGUGGCAACGGGGACGACGCCGAGGCCAGCGCAGCCUUUGCCGCGAAACAGAUUCCGUGGAUGUUGCUCCUGGCGGCGGUUGGAAGUUCCGUAUUUGCCGUGGUGGCGUAGUUUGCUAGAAAGAGACGAGAAAUAGCAGACGUACACCACAGCAAGGACGACAAAACGGAGAGUAGAACCACUACUAGUUCUUUAGCAGACACAGUGCUUCUCCAUGUAGCACACUUUAAAGAAUAUCAUCUUAGUUUACAACCUCUGAAACGCAAAAUAGUACUACACGAACAACUUCACCAUCAGUUUCUUUCUAUAGCAAAAACUACGAAUUUACUUCACAACUUCACACUAAAAAUCAUCGUAAUCAUUAGACAGGGUCGUAAACAUUAGACAGGGUCGUAAUUACAUCUCGAACUCAACUCGGUCUAGGUACUACAAUAUAAAUCGGUAAGCGCGUGUUUAUCUCUAAUCUGCGAUGCGUAUUUUUCGUUCGUCAACGUCCUCUGCUGCUAUAAGGUGUUUGUCUGUUUGGUUGAAGAUAUACAUGAAAAUAGCAAAAGAAAAAUAUUCUGAAGAACAAGAUGCGAGCGCCUCCCCGUUGACGGGGAGGCGCAUCCUUGAAGAUGACCAAUUUUUUCCAAAAUGUAGGCAAGCUCUGUUUUUCUGUUCCGUAAUAUUCUAUUUUUUUGAAAAUGAGGCCAAGCUCUUCCUGGACUUUAUCAGCAACCAGCGCGCAAGAAACCAGAUAGGAGUCCGACAAAUCUAGUUGCCCUGGGUCGAGCACACACUCUCUUUGUAGGGUGUGUGUUGCUGAUCUUGUUUUUACAUGAUGGACAUUAUACACAGGGGAGAAACAGAUUGCUUUCUGGGCCAUUGCGUCGGUGGAUCGUGGGCGACUUGUUGCAGUUUUCAAAGAAAAACGACUCUGCUGCUAGUCAAGCAUGAGAAGCCAGAAUCAAUGUGCUUCAGUUUGUAUUUUGAUAGGUAUGCAAUACAGGUGGGGGGAGGCCGCAAUCUGUUUCAAACCUGUCUUGCAUGGAAAAUAGACCCAGGGUAAAAAGAUAAGAGUAUCAAAUGAAAAGCAGUAACUGCGCACAGUUACUGCUUUUUUCCAUAAGUAUAGGCCGGACAAGGUGCAGCAGCUAGUGGACGGGAAAAAAGGUGGUGAAUUGAGUAUGCUCUGCACUAGCCGGGAAGACCGCUGCGACGCAUUGUAUGAGGGGCUAUUGGUCAUGAGUUGCUUGAUUGCAACAGCCUCGCGUCAAGGCAAAUGGCUUCAGUUUUAUAUGUGCGGCUGGGGCAUCAACCCCGGGAGGAUCAUUUUAUAUAGUAGAGAAAUCGGUCUAAGGAAAGGGAGCUUGUUGUUGGGGGUGUGAACGUCAAGUGCUUGGCAGGCAGAUUCAGAACAAGACAGACCCUGCGUUCCCUUCAUCCAGUGAGGCCAGACCAGGAAGGGGAGCGCGCGGGGCCCGGCCGGGGCGCGGGGGGUGCUGCGCCUCUGGUCUGAAUCUGCUUGGCACACUGUGACACCUUGCACCUGUAUCCGCGUACCAGCCUUAUUUUUAUCCCCCUUGCUGGCGCAACCAACAAUGAGAUCCUGAGCAGAACCAUUUUGCGAAUGAGUAAGAUUUUUUUCUAGUAGUCAGGAAAGUGGACCACUGUCCAUGCUUGAUCCAGUCCUCCCUUGGCAAAAAAAAAAAAAAAAAAACUUCACGCUAAAAAUCAAAAAAACAGUCAAUCAUCAAUACCUUCGAAACAUCAACAGCUAAGAAAUUUCAGUCAGAUAAAGUCAAUACUUAAUUCAAUUUUACCAGCAGAAGACGAUAAUGCAACGAAACAGCGCAAAUGCAGUGUGUGUAGUGGCGGGGGCGGGCCACAGCGCAGCAGGUGCAGCGUCGGUUUGAUAUGAAUAUGUAAAAACGUCAUCAGCUUUCUUUCGAAUCCUCAUUUGGUAUUAAGUACGAGAUGAACUCAAGUUCACCCAUGUCUUUAGCAGGACUCUCUUUGUUAAAAAGCAAAAUCUAUUUCUCGAAGCCACACACUUCACCUGCGUACGGGGUUUUGUUUCGACUUCGACGAAAGCGAAGCAGACCCAGAGACGAGCGACAUCGUCGCGCAGGUUGACAGAACUUAUCUACUUCUAGGACUCUCUUUUCUACUAUCCCUCAAUAAAAAACCAGUUGUAAACAACCUCCACCUUGCUUCAACAGUACACCACCUCCAUAGAAGAAUUCUUGCAAUGGAAUUAGAUCAGGACGGACUGGCAGGUUUUGUCGAGAAGUCCUGGUUCUUUUUACAACAGCCUCUCGAACGUCGACCUGACAUCAACAGCACCAGAUGUCAAAGGAGAGGAGGUGAACGAGAACUCCUAAAAAAGGGGUGCACCACCACCACGACCUCCGCCACCCAGCACCACCAGCAGAACAAGUAGCUUCCUCUUUACAACUGUUGUGACCUAAUAAUUACAGAAGCAAUACGAGUGGUAGCAGCGUCCUUCUAAAUUUAUUUCUAGUCCCGUUGAUAAUUAUUCGCCGUGCUAUUCCUGUUUUAUUUCCACUAAGUACAAAAAGAAGUCGAGAAAGACUCUAGAACAGACAGAAAGAAUGAUCGAAAGAACUUCUACCGCAGGACUACUCCUGCCGCUCAAACUGUCGCAUGAGCGAGCUCUUGCAGCUCGUGCUGC
Messenger RNA from Amoebophrya sp. A120, 24737 nucleotides. The record is from the annotation of a GenBank genome assembly. NCBI's taxonomy places the organism in Eukaryota, Dinophyceae, Syndiniales, Amoebophryaceae.